AAUAGAAACCUACAUAAGUCAGAGUGCUGUUCAGUGCUGAUUCAAUUUUAGAAGGAUACACAGACCAGGCACGGGAUCAAAAAGGAGAGAUGGCUGCAGAUAUAUUUCAUAAGAAGGAAUUCUCUGAAGCUUAUCAAGCUGGCAUGAUUGAAGAUUCUCCAAAAAUUAAGAAUUUGGUUUUGUCAUAUUUGGAAAAAAAGAAUGAGAAGCCAUUUCAGUUGGCAGUUGAUGUUGGCUGUGGGACAGGGAGGUCCACUCAGACUCUGGCUCCAUAUUUCGAGAAGGUGAUUGGAAUAGAUGUAAGUGAAUCCCAGUUAAAUGUGGCCAGAAAAUGUACUUCACACAACAACAUCUAUUACCAGAUUGCCCAAGCCGAAGAGCUCCCACUGGAAGAUGCUUCAGUGGAUCUGAUUAAUGCGGGCCUUGCUGCCCAUUGGUUCAAUCCAGAGAAAUUUAUACAGGAAGCAGCUCGAGUUCUUAAACAUGGAGGCUGUUUGGCCUUACAUUCUUUUUCAUUGGAAUUUGAGAUUCAGUAUUAGGAAAAGUCAGAGGAACUAACUUCUGUUUUUAAUGAGGCUUGUGAAACUAUUUGGGAAUUUAAUAGGAAAGUUGUUGGUGAAAUGAAGGCUAUGUAUCCAGAAUUAUUCAGAGCCAUACCAUUUGCUGAUAAGCAGAGGAUUAGCAGCAUCUGUGAAGUAUUUCUAUUAACUGUCCCCAAAAUACUGAGUUUCCUUCAGACAAUUUGCUUGUACUAUGAGUUCCUAGAGCAAGACAAAGAUAAGGCCACUGCAUUUCUACAAGAUUUAAAGAAAAGGUUUUUAGAUAUUUUGGGUGAAUCAGCUUGUGACGAUUCUCUAGAAUUUCAUGUACAUUAUUUCUGUAUUCUUGCCUCCAAGCCUUAAACUGCCUUCAACUGUCAAACCUGCACCAUUAGAAGACUAUAACUACUGUAAUUAUUAACAAUAUUUUAGAAAAGUUAUUUUCAGCCUCUCCGUUCUGUACCAUGUGUAUUUCAGUGUUUUGUUUACAAAAACAUUAAAACCUGAGAUCAUAUAAGAUCAGUAAUUCCAUAGAAAAAUCUAAAGGCAAAUUUCAUUCUUACGGUUAUUUUGUUCAAAUUUGUAAAAAUGUAGACAAAAAACUUUAUCCAACAGUUGAUAUAUUUGUGAAUACUGUAACUGAAUAGGGACAGAUGCAAAAUGACUCCACUGUGUACUGAAUCAGAGCUUGGUUAGACUGGGUAGCAAAGUAUUAAGCAAGGUUUAGGAGCCAUUUAGUAGCCAUAGGAUUUCUUUUUUCCGACUUUUUAGCGCUAAUAUUUACUAUGCGACAAAAUGGCUAAAAAUCAGAAUCCGACAAUUCACCAGCUGAAACUUGCCAAGAUCAUGUAGAUAGAAGAUGUCCAUUCCCUGGAGGAUCCUUCUUUGCUUCGAAACUUUAAAGGUUUUUGGAUUUUUGAAGCUGUUUUUUUGUUUGAGAAAUGGAAAAAGGAAUGGUUUCGGUGUGACAAUUUGAAAACUUUUUGGUGACUUUUUGCCGCAUGUACUUUUCCAGUUCAGACUUUUUAGUAAAUGCCAUAUUCAUGGAAAUAAGUUUAUUUGAAUAUUUAAAAUGAAAAAAAGUUUAAAAGUUGACCAUACACGAACCCAUAUUAUCGCACAAAACGAGGUUUCGCAUUAUAUUCUGUACGUGUAUGGUGGAUUCACAAGGCGACCGAUAUCGCAAAAUGAAGUUUUAAAGGUGGCUCUAAAUAAUGUUCAGUUGUUUCUGUACAGAUAAAUGGCACCACAUUUACCUACCCUUAUAAACUGCAUUUGCCAAUAAA
This is a messenger RNA of Xenopus tropicalis (tropical clawed frog), 1825 nucleotides long. RefSeq lists its product as uncharacterized. The record is from RefSeq and is a predicted model, not a curated record. NCBI's taxonomy places the organism in Eukaryota, Metazoa, Chordata, Amphibia, Anura, Pipidae. Gene Ontology annotation, molecular function: S-adenosylmethionine-dependent methyltransferase activity. The transcript is spliced from 7 exons.